CACAAAUCUCUCUUCUUCUCUCGCUCUCUCUUUUGCUCGCUGCUCUGCUGCUGUGGCCAUCGCUUUUCUUCCAUUCUUCGAGUCUUCGUUCACUGGCAAACAAAUCUUCUCCUCUUUCGAAUUCAUGUCGGAGAAGGGUCAGCCACUACCGAAGUUUGGAGAAUGGGAUGUUAAUAAUCCUGCUUCAGCAGAGGGCUUCACUGUGAUCUUUAACAAAGCAAGAGAUGAGAAGAAAACCGGUGGCCAAUCAGAAUCGUCACCUAAAAACGCUCAGGGGAAACGUGUAGCAGAUUCUGGCAAACCUCAGUCUAAGAAAUGGUUCUGCUGCAUUCAGAGCCCACCUACGCAAUCUUGAUGGUAUUACCCGUCUGUAGAUAACCGUAUUGAUCAGUGAUCUGCAAUCUGUGAUCAUCUCUGCUGGUUUUUGAUAGAGAAGAUGAGAUUUUUAAUGCUGUGAUCAGCCAGCCUGCUACUAUUUGCUUCAUAAAUCCGGGGAAAGAAAGGUGAAAGAAUUUGACAUGCUUCGUUUGUAGUGGUGGUGUGGUGAAUUGUUAGUAGGUGCUGAGCUAUGCUAUCUCAGUUGUUUUUGCUUCUUUUUUGUUUUUUUUCUUCUUAAAGCCUUUUGCUGGUAAUAUCAUCUGUUAUUGAAUCUCUAUUAUUGCUUGUGAAAUGGUUUCUCUCUCUUUUUCC
Molecule: messenger RNA, 690 nt
Organism: Momordica charantia (bitter melon)
Lineage: Eukaryota; Viridiplantae; Streptophyta; Magnoliopsida; Cucurbitales; Cucurbitaceae
Product: protein NOI4
Source: RefSeq, a predicted model, not a curated record